This is a messenger RNA of Ziziphus jujuba (common jujube), 4469 nucleotides long. RefSeq names its product putative disease resistance RPP13-like protein 1. The record is from RefSeq and is a predicted model, not a curated record. Gene Ontology annotation, biological process: defense response to other organism. The transcript is spliced from 3 exons. Gene Ontology annotation, molecular function: ADP binding; protein binding. Lineage: Eukaryota; Viridiplantae; Streptophyta; Magnoliopsida; Rosales; Rhamnaceae. Bases 253 to 3402 code for a protein of 1049 amino acids.
CGAGCCCACCUCCUUAUUAUUAUUAUUUUUUUUUUGGGUGAAACGAGCCCACCUGUAAUUAGGGACGGGGAAUGUAAUAUAAAUAUAAAACUAUAACAUUAAAAAUAAAAAGACCAACAUAAAUCGAGCACACAAAGAAUCAGCUUGAUUGUGUAAUAACAAAGCCAUAAGCCGUUGACUUCUCUCUCUGUUUCAUCGCAAUUCAGAGGGAUUCACCUUUGCUUCGAUCUCUUGAGGUCUCAACAAACAACAAUGGCUGUCGAACGAGUGAUUGGCGGAGCUUUCCUCUCAGCUUCAGUCGAACAGUUGUUCGAAACGAUGGCUUCUCAGGAUUUCAACGACUUCGUUCGCGAAAAGAAACUCAAAACUGCGUUCGACAAGCUUCAAUUCAUGUUGUCUUCAGUCGGUGGAGUUUUGAAUGAUGCUGAAACGAAGCAAUUGACAGAUCCAUCUGUGAGACGGUGGCUUGAUGAUCUCAAAGACGCAAUCUACCAUGUCGAAGAUUUGGUUUGUCUGAUCAAAACUGAAGCCGAAUUGGAAGGUACUGAAUUUGCAAGAAGAAGAAGAAGAUCAUCUAGGGUUCGCAAAUUCAUUUCAUGCGCUGCUAACCAAGAAGAAAAUGAAGAAGAUGUAAGCAAAAGUGAGAUGUACUACAGUGCAGUGGAAGGUUUGCAAAGCGAAUCUGGCAUCAGAAGCAGUGAAUCUAAUAAGGUACGCAAUUUGUUCCAAUCUUAUAGAUUAGCUGCUGCUAAGAAAGAAUAUGAAAGGAUAAAGGGGAUAAAGGAGAUUUUCGUCAUGCUUUCACUCAUUAUGGGAAAAAUUGAUCAUCUUGAUUUGAGAAAAGGUGUUGAAACCAAACCUUUACAAAGAUCAUAUGAAACUAGUUUACUGGAAGAAGUUAAUAUUUAUGGGAGGGAUCAUGAUAAAGACGCCCUUUUGAAGUUGUUGAUUUCACAUGAAGGAGAUGGGAGUAGAGUGGAUGUGAUUCCAAUCAUAGGCAUGGGUGGGGUCGGGAAGACCGCCCUUGCUCAGCUUGUUUACAUGGACAGGGCGGUCGAUCAACAUUUUGAUUUCAAAGCAUGGAUUACUGUUUCCCAUGACUAUGAUGUUUUCACAAUAACAAAAAGAAUUUAUCAGAAAGUCGCUGGGUUGAAAAGAAUCCUUACGGAGGAAACAUUUGAACUUCAACAAGAGUUGCAGUUGUUUUUGGGGUACAAAAGGUGUCUCCUUGUGUUUGAUGAUGUUUGGAACUUGAAUUUUAAUAGGUGGUGUGCCAUAAGUUGUCCAUUAAAAUCAAUAGCAUAUGGAAGUAAGAUUAUUGUGACAACACGUGACGGAAACUUUGCAUCAAUGAUAGGUAGUGUCCCAAAUUAUUCCUUACAAUAUAUGUCAGAGGAAGCUUGUUGGCAAUUGUUUUCGAAUCAUGCUCUCAAUAAAGUAGAUGAUCCAAGUGUGUACGAGGAAUUGGCCGAAAUUGGUAGAAAAAUUGUUAGAAAAUACCAAGGUUUUCCCUUAGUAAUAAAAUCAUUUGCUGGUCUUCUACGUGCUGAACAAAAUCCCAGAAAAUGGGAAAAUAUACUAAAGAAGGACAUAAGUGAGUUACCUCAGGGGUGUGACGUUCUUUCAACUCUAUGGUCAAGCUACAAUUAUUUGCCUCCUCAUUUAAAAAGAUGUUUUGCCUACUGUUCCAUUUUCCCUAAAAAUUAUGUGUUUACAAAGAAAAAGCUAAUUUUGUUGUGGAUGGCAGAAGAUCUUUUGAUACCAGAAAAAAAUAAGAUGCUAGAAGAAGUUGGAGAGGAAUACUUUGAUGAUCUAACAGCAAGAUCAUUCUUUCAUAAAAAUGAAAUGUAUGGUUUUACCAUGCAUGACCUUGUGAAUGAUUUAGCUCAAUUUGUAGCAGGAGAAUAUUGUUUGAGGUCAGAUGACAAUUAUUCAGAUAUCCUUCCAAGGAAGACUCGUUACUUGUCAUGGAUGGAAUACUUGCCACGGAUGGAAAAUAAAACAGACGAUAUCAAGAAAGUUGAGGAUGUAUCUAAAAAAAGGGUAUUGCGCACUAUACUUCGAUUGGAUGGAUCAUUGCAAAUGAUUCAUGACUACUUUAUACAUCCUAAAGGAUUGCAAAAUUUCAGAUGCUUAAGAGUGCUUUCUUUGUAUCGGGUUGGUGUUGUCUCAAAGUUGCUUGGUUCAAUUGGCAAAUUGAAGCUUCUAAGAUACUUAGAUUUAUCUUGGACUGAAGUUGAAAAAAUACCUGAUACAAUUUGCGGUUUGUACAAUUUGCAGACGCUAUUGUUACAUUGUUGUAGAUAUCUUUGUCAGCUGCCAGAUUCAAUUGGCAAUUUGAAGCAUCUAAGAUAUUUGGAUUUAUCCAAUACUGAAGUUACGCAGAUUCCUGACGGAGUGUGCAAUUUACACAAUUUGCAUACUCUAUUAUUGAGAUCAUGCCGAAAUAUUACUCAUUUACCAACCAAUAUGGCAAGACUGAUCAACUUGCGCCACUUGGACAUUAGUGCCACAUCUUUAAGACAGACACCACCACAACUGUCCAACUUGAGAUAUCUGGAAAUAUUGGGUGAUCUUGUUGCAGGCACAAGCAGUGGAUCUAGUCUUAAAGUGUUGAAUGAGGUUCAAGAUGUGCGUGGUACUCUUUGUAUUAGAAACCUUGAAGAGGUAAAAAAUGUUGAUGAUGUUUCAAAGGCCAAUUUGAAAGAUGAGAAGUGUAUCACUGAUUUGCGUUUGGAAUGGCAAGGUGAUACUUAUAAUUCACAGAAAGCACGAAAAGUACUUAACAGACUUCAACCACACACAGAUCUUGAGCGACUAUCUAUUAUAAACUAUGGAGGCUUAAGCUUCUCAGAUUGGAUUGGAGACCACAUAUUUUCCAGUGUAGUAUACAUGUGGCUAAGUAAAUGUAAAAGAUGUCACAGUUUGCCACCGAUUGGACAGCUACCUUCCUUGAAAUCACUUAGCAUUGAUGGAUUUGAUAUGGUGGAGAGAGUGGGUAAUGAAUUCUAUUUCAGUGGUUUGUUUGCGGUGAAUAAACCAUUCAAGUCUUUAGAAAAAUUAAGUUUUAAAUUUAUGCCUCGGUGGGAGGAGUGGUCAGUGGUGGAGGAUGGAGUUUUCUCACAACUCAAGGAGCUUCAUUUGAUGGAUUGUCCGUCCUUGGCAUUAAACAGGAAUUGCUUUCCGGAUUCUCUUCCAUCCUUGACACAUCUUUACAUCUCUAAAUGCCAACAACAGGUGGUGGCUUUACUCCUAAGCUGUCAGCUUCCAUUGCUUGGUUCCUUGUACAUAGGUUACUGUCCAGAGUUGAAGUCAUUCCCACAAAGGAGUUUGCCCACUAAUAUACAUGCUAUUGAAAUUUGUGGAUGUGAAAACCUCAACUCAUUUUCGGAUGAGGGAUGACCUUCAAAUUUAAAGUCUCUUUCAAUUGGUAGUUGUGGGAAGCUAUUUGCACCCAUUAUGCAGUGGAGUCUGCCAACACUCACCUCUCUUGCAUCUUUAAGCUUGAACUGCAUAGAUGAAGUGGUGGAUUCAUUUCCAGAAGAAGGACAACUUCCCACCUCUCUGACUUCUCUCACAUUAUGCCGUUUUCAUAACCUCAAAUCCCUGAAUGGCAAGGCCCUUCAACAGUUGGCCUCCCUUGAAGAAUUGUCAAUUUCAUAUUGCGAGCAGUUGCAAUGCAUGCCAGAAGAAGGGUUGCCAGCUACUCUGACUGCUCUUCAUCUGAGUUGUCUUGAACAUCUUAAAUCACUAAAUGGCAAUGCGAUUGUACAGCUUACCUCCCUUGUAAAAUUGUCAAUUUCAUACUGUCCACAGUUGUUGUGCAUGCCAGAAGAAGCGUUGCCUGCUUCAACUUCUCAAUUGACCAUAGAAUAUUGUCCUUCUCUAAUUCCACGGUGCCAAAGAGAGACAGGGGAAGAUUGGUCCAAGAUUGCUCACAUCCCUCACAUACGCAUAAAUCCGAAUUGAAUUGAUAUGUCCAUCUUCUCUAGAAUUUUUCAGUAGCCAAGCUUUCGAGCACUUGUCCACCAUCUAAGUGUUCUUUGAUUGCUUCAACGUUCUUCUGGGAUUUGAAUCCUUAUCCAAGGAUGAUAUAGAACUUAAUUUCUUCCAACUGCACCACAUAGUUGCUGGUAGAUGGGCUCCCUGAGGGUUGGUUCUAUUUAACAAGUGGUCUCUGGCGUGAUGGAUAUGUUUCAGAUACUCAAGUUUCCAAAAAAGAGCUUUGUCAAUUCAUUCAGGAAUUUACAGAACGUUUAAAUCAUUUCGGAGUAUGAAACUUCCGAGUGUAAUUUAUGUGCAGGUAUUUGGAAAAUGUACUUCUCUCAUGGAAUUAAUAAUUUAAUUACUGGACCUUUGUUAGAGUUUCAAUAUGCCAUGUGAUAUAUGUUUAUACUUCUUUGGAAGUGAUGCAAUUCUGCUUUGUUUCUCAUUAUUUCAAUGAACUCUUAAGUACAGGGUUUCCUUCA